Cladocopium goreaui is the source of this 2835-nucleotide messenger RNA. The record is from the annotation of a GenBank genome assembly. NCBI's taxonomy places the organism in Eukaryota, Dinophyceae, Suessiales, Symbiodiniaceae.
AUGACCGGUUUUCCGCCCACUGCCGACUGCAUCUACAUCACGGGCCCUACGGCUAGUGGGAAGUCGACCGUGGGCGUCGAACUGGCCAAACUCGUCGGCGGAGAGAUCAUUUCGCUCGACUCGAUGGCCGUGUACCGCGGGAUGGACGUGGGCACGGCCAAGCCGGGGCCGGAGGAACGCGGCGGUGUGGAGCACCAUCUGAUCGAUAUUCUGGACCCAGCGGAGGAUUUCAGCGUCGCUCAGUAUGUGGCAGCCGCGGAGGAAAAGGUUCGCCAGCUUCGCGAGCGGGGCCGAGAGCCGCUGUUCGUGGGUGGAACCCCCUUGUACUUGAAGGCCCUGCUGCGAGGUAUCUUCGAGGGGCCGGAGGCCGAUUGGGCGUGGCGACGAGAGCUGACCGCCGAGUCCGCCCGUCACGAGCCCGGCUGGUUGCAUGCCCGACUGGCGGUCGUCGAUCCGCCUUCGGCCGAGCGUUUGCACCCCAACGACACCCGGCGGUUGGUCCGGGCACUGGAGGUGUAUCACAAGACGGGCCGUCCGAUGAGCCACUGGCAGCAACAGUUCGACCGUGGACGCCCGGCAGAAGAGUGCGCCGUGUUUUGGCUCGAUUGGCCCCCGGAGGUGCUCGCCGAGCGAAUCAACCGGCGGGUGGAUGCGAUGUUCGCCGAAGGGCUGGUCGCGGAGGUCGAGGCACUGACCCGGGAGGGAAAGACUCUGAGCCAUACGGCGUCUCAGGCCUUGGGUUACCGCGAAGUGCUGGCUCACCUGGCCGGCGAGUGCGAGUUGCCGGAGACGAUCGAAUUGGUAAAGACCCACACCCGACAGUUCGCCAAACGCCAGCGGACAUGGUUCCGCAGCCUAAGCGAGUGCCAGCGGGUUGAGAUGACCGCGGGUGAGAGCGCCGCAGCGGUGGCCGCUCAGUUGGCCGAACAUCUGGGCGGCCGGGGUAUAUUCCCCCUGAAUCCGGCUGGUCGGCAUCCUUCGCGCCCUGCGGUCGCCGGUCUACAAUGCGGAGCUUUGGCGGCCAGGCUCUGGUCGGUGGUUGGUGCCCAACAGGGGAGUUCUGCGGUGCUGCGGACACAUACGUGUGGUGAGCUGCGGCUCGAACAUGUCGAUCAAACGGUAACGAUUAGCGGCUGGGUUGACACCUAUCGCGAUCAUCGAGGGAUCCUCUUCGUCGAUCUCCGCGACCGGUACGGGAAAACCCAGAUCGUCUUCGGGCCGGAAAGUGGCGAGGAAAUUCAAAACGCUGCCCGAACUUUACGGGGUGAAUUCGUCAUCUCCGUAACCGGCCGCGUGUCGAAACGGCCCGAGGGUACGGCCAACCCUGCAUUGCCAACCGGCGAUGUGGAGCUGCGGGUCGAAAAGCUGGACAUUUUCAAUAAGUGCGCCACGCUUCCUCUUCAGCCCACGGCAUCGGAAACGCCGGGUGAGGACAUCCGCCUGCGGCACCGCUACCUCGACCUGCGUCGCCCUGUGAUGCAGCAGACCAUGCUGCUGCGUGGUCGGCUGGUAAAGAAGAUGCGCGACUACUUCGAGAAGCUGGGCUUCAUCGACGUAGAAACCCCCAUGCUCGGGCGAAGCACGCCUGAGGGGGCACGCGACUACCUGGUGCCAAGCCGGGUGAACAAGGGCACCUUCUACGCCCUGCCCCAGUCGCCACAGCUCUACAAACAAAUUCUGAUGGUCGCGGGCUACGACCGCUACGUGCAGGUGGCCCGAUGCUUCCGCGAUGAAGACCUGCGGGCCGACCGUCAGCCAGAGUUCACGCAGUUGGACAUGGAGAUGUCGUUUGUCGAGGUCGACGACGUGAUCAACGUCAUCGACGGAUUGGUGGCCGAAGUGGCCGAGCAGUUCCUUGGCAAAAAGGUAUCGCUGCCCCUGCCGCGGAUGACUUACGACGAAGCCAUGGAGCGGUUCGGGCACGACGCCCCGGAUCUUCGCUACGGCAUGGAGUUGGUCGAUGCGACCGAUCUGGCGGCAGCGACCUCCUUCCGUGUGUUCCGUGGUGUGGCCGACGGCGGAGGACGUGUACGUGGAAUCAACGUUAAGGGCGCGGCUGAGAAGUACUCCCGUAAGGGCAUCGACGAGCUGACUGCCUUCGUGCAGCAAGACUUUGGCGCGAAGGGGAUGGCCUGGUUCAAGGUCGAUGCCGACGGGACGCUGAAUUCGCCGAUCGCGAAGAACUUCGAGGAGAACAUCCUCAAGAAGAUCGGACAACGCUUCGAGGUCGAAACCGGCGACCUGUUGCUGUUUAUCGCCGACGAAUUCGAGGUGACCUGCAAGGCGCUGAAUGGUUUGCGCCGGCGGCUGGCCGAUGAAUUGAAGCUGUACGACCCCAACGAGAUGCACUUCUCCUGGGUCGUGGAGUUCCCGAUGUUCGACUACGACGAGGAAGAGAAGGUGUGGGCGGCGAUGCACCAUCCCUUCACGGCUCCCCGUCCGCAAGAUGUGCCGUUGCUGGCCACCGACCCUGCGAAGAUGCGGGCCCAGGCUUACGACCUUGUGAUCAACGGCUUGGAAGCCGGCGGAGGCACGAUCCGAAUUCACGACCAGAGCGUGCAGAAGCAGGUCUUCGAAGUUCUGGGGAUCGACGAAACCAUGGCCAAAGAGCGGUUCGGGUUCCUGUUGGAAGCCUUGCAGUACGGGGCUCCGCCCCAUGGUGGAAUCGCCCUGGGGCUUGAUCGCUGGGUGAUGUUGUUCGGAAAGCGCGACAACAUCCGCGAUACGAUCGCCUUCCCCAAAACGCAACGAGCCACGGACUUGAUGACCGGCGCACCCAGCGCGGUCGAGGCGAAGCAAUUGCGAGAUUUGCAUAUCAAGGUCCACGCGCGUUAG